This is a messenger RNA of Iphiclides podalirius (scarce swallowtail), 489 nucleotides long. The record is from the annotation of a GenBank genome assembly. Lineage: Eukaryota; Metazoa; Arthropoda; Insecta; Lepidoptera; Papilionidae.
AUGCGCGGGUGUGGUCCAACUGUCGCUUUGGAUGAUUUAUCUGCCGAGAGUACCGCUCGCGUCACCGCCUUUGGCCUCGGAGCGCAGCUGGCGCCCGCUUCGCGACCACUUGGUCUGAUUGAAAUUGAAACAGCAAUAACAUAUCAUGCGCGUCACUACGCGUCGCGCGAUUGCGACCGCUGUACGGCAUCUCCCAUCGCUAUUUAUCGCUCCAUGUUGGGCCUAAAUUCGGGUCCAGGAGUUUCGGCGUCAUCAACUACUGCGACGUCGCAGCGAGCGCUGAGCGGGGUCCUUAAAUCACCCCCACAGGACGUAUCCGUGGGAAUAAACCAGCGGAGAGGGGGCGUUUCGUGCGAAAUUAACAGCGGCUUGCGCAGGCGGCCACUUGAUGUACAGUUAGUGCGCUACGAAAUGUGUGGCAAGUCCCGUGGCGCAAUUCAUAAGCGUCGGCGUUGCUGUGACGCCGAUGCAGUAUUUAAUUCUUACUAU